AAACUGUCAUGUGCCAAAUGCUUUUAUGAGUGUCAUGUGAUGUAAAAGAAGUCUUAUACAACAACCCGAGGCAAAGACAGCCUAAGGAACUGUGUGAUAAUAUAAAUAUUGCAAUACAGAACACUUGACUCAACUAGAAGGUAUUUACAGACAGCCAACAUGAUGCUAAUUCCGUCCCUUCUCCUGAUCUCCUGUUUCCUUGCAUCCCUAAUUGUCAACUCUGCGCCAGCUGAGGAUCUGAUUGUGUCGAUGCCAGGACUGAGUACUCAGCUGAAGUGGAAGCAGUACUCUGGAUAUCUCAAUGCCACAGGCAGCAAGAAACUCCACUACUGGUUUUUGGAAUCUCAGAACAAACCUGAGACUGACCCUGUUGUCUUGUGGAUGAAUGGUGGACCUGGUUGUAGCUCUGACCUGGGUCUGCUCAGUGAACAUGGACCAUUCAGGAUUGACUCCGAUGGGAAGACAGUGUUAAAUAAUCCAUACAGCUGGAACCUGGUAGCAAACAUGAUUUACCUGGAGGCUCCAGCAGGUGUGGGUUUCUCCUACUCACCUGACAAAUUAGAUUACAAGACAGACGAUGACCAGGUUGCCCUAGAUAACCAACUGGCUUUAAAACACUUCUUUUUGAAAUUUCCUGAGUACAAGGCCAAUGCAUUCUUCGUCACUGGGGAGAGUUAUGGGGGUAUUUAUGUUCCGACACUGUCAGCCAGACUCGUGGACGAUUCCAGCUUCAACUUCCAAGGCUUCAUCGUUGGUAAUGGACUGAGCGACAGAGAGAUGAACACCAACUCUCUUAUCUACUUUGAGUAUUACCAUGGAUUAAUUGGAGACAAAGUGUGGGCGGAUCUGUCCGAGGUAUGCUGCGGAGGAAACGUCACACGGUGCUCAUUCAUGGCUAGUGCAAAGAAAAGCCUGGCAUGUGAACAGCUUGUCACUGGUACCAUGGAGAUUGUGUACUCCAGUGGGCUGAACGAGUACAACCUGUAUGGUCCAUGUGAGGGACAAAAGGGUCUUGUGUUUGAUGAGGUCAGCAAAAAACUGACAUUUACACACCUUAACUGGCCAUUCAUACAGUUUCCUCCUAUACAGAAACAAGUCAAGGCUCUACAAGAAAAUGCUGACAUUGAAAACAACAUCAGACUGACCCCUCCAUGUCUGAACUACGACCAGGUCAUCAAGUACAUGAACUCCCCAGAGGUGAGGGCUGCUCUCCACAUAUCGAAGGAAGUCCAGAAAUGGGAUAUAUGUAGUGCUGCUGUAGGCAUGCAAUAUAAAUCACUGUACAGCUCAGUGAGGAACCAGUACCUCAAAGUCCUGUCUCGCAAGAAACGUGUGAUGGUGUACAAUGGAGACGUGGACAUGGCCUGUAACUUCCUUGGAGACGAGUGGUUUGUCAGCAGCCUCGGUCAGAAGGUGGUAACAGAUAGAAGUAUGUGGCAUUACACAAAUAAGGCUGGUAAACAGGUAGCAGGUUUCGUCAAACAAAUGGAAGGCAUUUCUUUGGUCACAGUCAGGGGAGCGGGACACAUGGUACCAACAGACAAACCGGAGCCAGCCUUAAUCAUGUUCUCAAGCUUCUUACAGAACAAACCCUUGCAGUAACGGACACUAUACUGUUAACAUGACAUCAGCGAGAUAAAAGUGGAGGUUUCCUGGGGCCAGCUGUUAAAAGCAUGAGUAGGUUAUAGGGAGUCUGUAAUGCAAAUUUUCAAAUUUAUUUUUUUGAGAAAUAUUUUGAAAUUUACAAAUAUUUUUGUAUUCCUUGCCUUCUGAUUUUAAUUGGAAAGUCAAUACAUAUAGUUUUUAAUUUUUGGAUUUCAAUUUUGCAUCUUAAAAUUUAAUAGAUGCACCUUAGCUUGUUGAGCUAAAUUUUUAACUGAAUACCAAAGAUCACAGGAGUGCCAUUUUAGAUAUAUAAACCUGUUGAGUAUUUCAGUUGUCAGUCACAGGUUUUAUAUCCUGUGCAGUCUGUAGACUCAAGGCUACAUGUAUCUACAAUGUACCUGGAGAUCAGGGAAAUUGACCUCAAUUUAUUUUUGAUUAAGACAAAUUUAUAGCAAUCAAGGUUGUAACGAGCAUCAUGGACAGUGUUAUGAUUGAUACUUUUACAACUGUUCUCUUUUAAGAUUCAGUGACUUUGGAUCCCGAUUUUGAUAGGGCUUCAGAUACAGUACCAUACUAUAAGCAUUGAAAAGAAUAACAAAGAUUUACAUAUGAUAUGGAUUAAUUUCUCAUUAACACACUUAAUUAAGUACUGUACACGGUAUAUAGGAAUAUUUUGACCUAGUCAAAUAAAUGCUUUUCACCCCUCUGUAACACCCAUACUAGCCCAAUGUUAAUUUCACCAUUCAGAGUAGAAAUAUAAGUUAAGUUUGGUCUUCUUCAUAUUAAAUUUGCCCACAUUACUAAGCUAGGUUCAAAAGGUGAACUGUGAAAAGCAUGACCUGUUAUAUGGCAACCCUUUGUGGUGCAUACAUUGUUGUUCUGGUUUGAUCUCUAGUUUAUGCUAACAUUCCAAAUUGUUGUUGAUGCUGAGAUUGUGUUUUGAUAGAGUAUUUAUUUUGUAUUAUUUAUAAUAUGAUGUAUUGUGUACUUACAUGCUGAUGUUUUAAUUGAUUGAAGGGUUUAAAUAAUCCAUAUCACAUAUUUGUUUCUGUAAAUCAUUUGUGGAUUAUGGCUCAAAAAAUGUGCCAAAUGCUCUGGAUUUUGUUUUGCUCCACAGAAAACAACAUAAACUGCUACCUUUUGAAUGAUUUUGAUACUUUUGGCGAAAACCCCUUAAAUGUUUUCACAUAAGUUCUGCCACACUCAUGAAAAACACGUUUAUAACAAUUAACAUAUCCCCAUUGUGUAUCUUAUAGUGUACCGGUAAGUCUACUUGUUUCGGGGUGUUCAUACCUUAGCAAUAAUUAUGUAUCAGUGCUUGUUGUGCUUAUCCAAAUGCACAAAAGUAGGAUAACUGCUAAAUAUGAAUAUCAUGUUUAUCCUACACUAAGCCCAGGGUGACAAUACAUUAUCUCUGACUAGAACAGGUAUGUGCUUAUUGUUGGAUAAAUACGGUAAUCAUUGUAUUUUUGCUUGGUACCAAAAUUAUGAUAAUUGCUAAAUAUGAAUAUCGUGUUUAUCCUACACUAAGCCCAGGGUGACAAUACAUUAUCUCUGACUCGACCAGGUACGUGCUUAUUGUAGGAUAAAUACGGUAAUCAUUGUAUUAUUGCUUGGUACCAAAAUUAUGAUAAUUGCUAAAUAUGUAUAUCAUGUUUAUCCUACACUUAGCCCAGGGUGACAAUACAUUAUCUCUGACCCGAACAGGUAUGUACUAACUGCUUAUUGUAGGAUAAAUACGGUAAUCAUUGUAUUAUUGCUUGAUACCAAAAUUAUGAUAAUUGCUAAAUAUGUAUAGCAUGUUUAUCCUACACUAAGCCCAGGGUGACAAACAUUAUCUCUGACUCGAGCAGGUACAGACUUUUUUGUCAGAUAAAUACGGUAAUCAUUGUAUUGCUGCAUAGUAUAGAUAUAUAACUAGCACUAAAUCAUGAUAAGUUGAUGCCAAGGUUUAAGAUAUGAGUGCACUAAUAAUAUGUAACUACAUGUAUAUGUUAAGAGGAUUUCAAAUCACUUUCUACAAUAUCAAUCAGUCUUUUAAAAUCUCUGGUUGGGAGCAAACUCAAGUUGGUAGCUAGUGCACUGGAGUUAACAGGAAAUGAUGUUAACUCCAGUUCACUAGCUAGUGCACUGGAGUUCACAUCCUUGUGUACUUUUAGUGUAUUUAGUGCACUGGAGUUAACUACAGUGCACAAGUUAAUUUUCUUUAUCAUAUUAUGUCUGGCAUUUUCAUCAGUUAAUUCAAUUCAGUAAUGGACAAUGUCAUUUUGAGACCACCCUUUCCUGGUUCAGUGGUCAACUCUAUCGAAGCAUACAAAGAUAUAUAUACAUUUAUCCGAUAACCGUAAUAGGUUUCAUCGCUCAGAGCCCUUGAGUUAUCUGUUCAAUGAUCUCAAAGUGUAAACUUAUAAGGCACUGUUUACCAAUGUCCUAUUAAUGUCUGUUAUCUGUUGUACAUGUCGUUACCAUUUGUUCAUCUAGAUCUCGUGCAUUGUAUUUGUUGUUGUAUUGGCCAGAUACUGAAUUAAAUGCAUUUACUCAGAGAAAAAAAUGUUUAUUACGGGUAAGUUUUUUUAAUAAAAUCUCCGACGAAUAUUUAUUUCAUAUAAUCUAAUUGAAAUGCUAAUGGUCGUUUUUCAACAUUUUCAAUUGAAACUGCAGCUACAGAGGGCUGAAAUGAUACAUAUUUCGCAAGUAAUACGUUCAACCUUUAGAAAAGAAUGGAUACACAGAAUAUAAGAUAAGGUUACAGCUGAGAAAUUAAUUCCUUGAAUUAAAUCUUACCUUUGUAGAAACACAUUGUGUUUUAUAUACAAAGUAUUAGUUAUUAAUAACUUGUCUGUCACUUUCAGUUUAAAUAAAUCUGCGUGAUGAAAUUUCA
Molecule: messenger RNA, 4486 nt
Organism: Mizuhopecten yessoensis (Yesso scallop)
Lineage: Eukaryota; Metazoa; Mollusca; Bivalvia; Pectinida; Pectinidae
Product: lysosomal protective protein-like
Exons: 13
Coding region: 160-1602 (480 amino acids)
Biological process (GO): proteolysis
Molecular function (GO): serine-type carboxypeptidase activity
Source: RefSeq, a predicted model, not a curated record